AUGCUUAGACGCCUAGCAACGAGGACCUUUAAGUCAUGGCAUCAAUAUCACGCAGAAAGCCUCGGCCUCACUAUGGCCGAAUACCAAAAAAUGCGAGAGCAGAAAAAGGACGGCGGCUUUGAAAAGUGGAAAAGAGAGGUCUCAACAGGCAACAAAAUUAGCUUUUUAUUAGACCAUUGCAACGACGAAGAAAGAGCCCGCUACAUUAAAGAAUUCUCCACAGCAGAGCUUGCUACCUAUCUCAAGAAUCACGUGGGCAAUCUAACUGACGAACAAUUGGCUAAACUUGUUGAUUCUAAGGUCUCUUAUCAUAGCUUAUCAAUAUUAAAUCCAAUCUUUAGCUACGGUGCAAAUUUAAGGACAGCGAAAAAGCUUUCAACAGUCAAAGAUGAUAGACUGGCAAGCGAAGUUGUGGUCGAAGAAGUUCUUCAAGAUAAGCUUAAAGAGCUUGAAUGGAGACAAAUUGAUAAGAACAUUGUGGACGACGUUUGUGUCACUAAGUCUCAAGUAGUGGAAGAAGCGCACCAAUAA
This is a messenger RNA of Blepharisma stoltei, 531 nucleotides long. NCBI's taxonomy places the organism in Eukaryota, Ciliophora, Heterotrichea, Heterotrichida, Blepharismidae. The record is from the annotation of a GenBank genome assembly.